AUGACUACCAAAACAAAUGCAUGGCAAAUCAUUCGAGAUUUGCAUACCGCUUGUGGACAUAAAGGAGAGAAAAAAAACUACAAAAAAGUUGCAGAACAUUAUGCUAAUAUACCAAUGGUUAUAAUAAAACAGUUUAUUGAACAGUGCGAGAGGUGUACAGAGAAAACAAAAAAAGUAUACAGUACAGGAAUUGUUGUUAGACCCAUAAUAAGUAAAGAUCUUAAUUCCAGAGCACAAAUCGACUUAAUUGAUUACCAAAGUUUGCCUGAUGGUCAAUACAAAUUUAUUUUGCACUAUAAGGAACAUUUAACAAAAUAUAGUAUUUUAAGACCGCUAAUAUGUAAACGUGCUGUUGAAGUAGCCAAAGAAAUUUUAAACAUUUUUUUGGAUUUUGGAGCUCCGACUGUUCUACAAUCCGAUAGCGGUAAAGAGUUUACUGCAAAUAUAAUCAAGGAGUUAGGGACUCUCUGGCCUACCUUAGUUCUUGUGAAUGGGAGGCCACGGAAUCCACAAAGUAAAGGAAGUGUGGAAAGAGCAAACGCUACUGUAAAAAAUGCAUUAGUGGCUUGGAUGCGUGACAAUAAGACUUCUUCUUGGUCGUUGGGCCUAAAAUUUGUGCAAUGGGGUAUUAACACAACUUAUCAUAAUGCUAUAAAAAUGGAACCAUACAAAGCUAUGUUUGGUCAGCCACCAAAAUUAGGCUUAGGUUCUAAGAUACCACAAGAAUUUCUUGCUGCGAUAUCCAACGGGAUAACAGAAGAAAAUAUGGAUGAAAUAUUAAAAAUACCAGAUAAUGAGAGUUAUGAAGAAAACACAGAAAAUUAUUUAACUUUGCAGGAAGUAUCUACUACUGAAUUUCAGUCAGAAGUUGUAGUAGAGCACAUAAACAAUGAUAACAGCAAAAAUAUUGUCAUUUUAAGCAAUCAGCUCCUUGAGAAUCCCAUAGAAAAUGAGGAUGAGGUGACAGUUCUACAAGAACUUUUUUCAGAAAGAACAUUGAACACCGAUAUAGUCAGCGAUCAAACAAAUCAUCCUGCUAUUGACUUAAGAAAUCUCGCCUACAGAAAUAUUUUACAACAGGCUUAG
Sitophilus oryzae (rice weevil) is the source of this 1086-nucleotide messenger RNA. Its product is annotated as KRAB-A domain-containing protein 2-like. The record is from RefSeq and is a predicted model, not a curated record. Gene Ontology annotation, molecular function: nucleic acid binding. The transcript has 3 exons. Gene Ontology annotation, biological process: DNA integration. Lineage: Eukaryota; Metazoa; Arthropoda; Insecta; Coleoptera; Curculionidae. Bases 1 to 1086 code for a protein of 361 amino acids.